AUGGCGCCAAAGUUCAGAGAUGGUGACGUGGUUGCCACUCUAAAUGGCAAGUGGAUAUCAUACGCACACACUGUCAUUGCCUACACUGCCUUUAUUGGAGCGCUCGUAGUUGGAAUAUCUCUCCACUACCACAAGAUCGUGCAGAAUGAGCACUACGGCUAUCCGCAGGAAUGGUUCCCUUCGGUCUCCGCUACAAUCGGUGACCGGUAUCCUGAACGUUCGGUUUUCAUGGUCUUCAUUGCGAUGACAUCUGGACCCAGAUUUGCACUUGUUACGCUUUGGUAUAUCCUUACAAGAAGACCGAACUCGACACUGCCCAAAUUCGUUGCUGGUGUGGGCAUUUUCAGAACCUUGACAUGCGGAGGCUGGACGUAUGUCACGUCCACGGACGACCAUGACUGGCACGACAUCUUCAUGAUCUCUUACCUUGUGGCGACAUUGCCGUGGACAUUGGGAGUUAUGGCCUUGAGCCCUCCCAAUCGAACAGCUCUGAAGUAUAGGAAAAUAUUUGCCGGAUCUUUCUUUGGCACUCUGGUGCCCCUAAUCUACUUUUUCAUUCAGCAUAAGGUCCACCGUGUAGCUGGAGCUUAUACCACUUACGCCUUUUUCGAAUGGUCGCUCGUGCUACUUGACGUAGCAUUCGAUGCGGUUACAUUGGUGGAAUUUGCAAACUUAGAGAUUGUUGUGAGAGAUAUCCGGGGCAUCACUCGUGGGACGGGCCACGAUGCCGUCGUCGAUACCGUGUUAGAAAAGGAGAAAGAGAAGGAUGUUGGCCGGGUAUUCGCCAAAGGGUUCUCCUGGUCCGAGUUCUUUGAUGCCGCCGCCGACGUGUACAAUGGGUUCACCUUCUGGUCCAUGUUGACUGCGCUGGGACUUUGCGUGUGGUAUUUCCCUCUUUGGCACAUGGGCAUUUCCGGCUACGAAGUCAUGGUAAUGUGCACGGUCUCGCCAUUCCUUCUUGCUAUUAAGCCCCUUCGCACGUUAAUCGUUCGCAACAUUCGUGUCGUACACCUGAUGUCUCUCUCUGGACUCCUUGCAUUCCUUGCCAAGUCCCCGGAAAAUCGUCUCUUCUCCGCUGGCUUCGGUGUAUGGAUGGCUUGCCUGUCUUGGGCGGCGACAUUCUACGCCGAAAGAUCGCAACCCCACAGGCUCGAAGCACGUAUCUCUGCUUUCUGCCUUGGUUUGAUUGCGUCCAGUAUUGCAAAGUUCGCGUUCUGGACGAACAAUCCCGUCUGGCCUAUCAUGCAUGGACCCAAUGGUGGAUGGAACAAGCUUGGACUUGUGCUUGCAGCUCUGGCGAUUCUCCGGUCAACGAGGUCGACUGCCAGUUUGGUUGUAGAUCUGCCAGCGCCAGGCCCUACCAGAGGGUCCUCCACGGCCUUGAGCCUUGGUCUGGCUGGUCUCUUCUUCGCCAUGCACUCCUUGCUCUCUGACUCCAGCACCAUGAUUCUCUGGGUUUGGGAAGGCUACCCCGUGCGUGGUCCCCUCGCCGUCCCUCAUGGUGCUUGGACUCUUAUCACGAUGGGUAUUGGCCUGGUAACGGGCUUGUUCUUACCGGAGCUUGCUGGCUCAUGGUUUCUGUACGGAGUGGGAUCGAUUGGAGCUGCAAUCCUGACGACUUCUAGCCAUUGGUUUGGGUACUACGGUGCUCUGGCGCUCGCAUUCUACGUCAUGGCAGUCGCUCCUGUGCUCAUUUCGCAGGCCGCUCGAUACUCGCCAGCGAAGACCUUUGGUGUCGGAUUUCUCAUCUACAACAUCCUGGUUUUGGCGCACGUUUGGGUUGUCGCGUAUGCCUUUGUUCCUGGUGGCCCUCUCAUGCGCGAGCACACUGACUGGGUCAUGACGGCCAUGAUGCUGUUCAUUGGUUGCGGUGUCUUCUCCGUGGUAGGCAAACCCAAGAAACCUACCAUUCAGAAAUACAAGGGCAAGGUCCACCCGGCUGCCCGGAAGCAACGGUCGUACUACAUGUACAUUCUGUUCGGUCUUGAACUACUGGCCGUGGCUAUUGCGUAUCUCCGCUUCCCGUCGUACAACUACACUCCUUACCAUCCUGAGGAGAAGGCGGUCACCGCCGGUAUCUGGACCAUCCAUUUCUCACUCGACAACGACAUGUGGAGCUCGGAGCACCGUAUGCGCGACGUCAUCAAAGAGCUGGAACUCGACGUUGUCGGUCUUCUUGAAUCCGAUUUGCAGCGCAUCAUCAUGGGCAAUCGCGAUACGACGCAGUUCCUGGCCGAAGACCUGGGCAUGUACGUGGACUAUGGCCCUGGGCCUAACAAGCAUACAUGGGGCUCGGCGUUGCUUUCGAAAUUCCCCAUCGUCAAUUCCACACACCACCUCCUUCCCUCUCCAGUUGGCGAACUUGCUCCCGCUAUCCACGCCACUCUUGACAUGUACGGCAAGCUUGUCGACGUUUUCGUCUUCCAUUCGGGCCAAGAAGAAGAUCCGGAAGACCGCAGACUGCAGAGUGAGUACCUGGCUAAGCUGAUGAAGGAGACACCUCGUCCGGCUAUCCUGCUUUCUUACCUGGUCACGAAGCCUCUGCAAGGCAACUACAACACGUACGUGGGUGAGAAGAGCGGCAUGCGGGAUAUUGACCCCAGCGAUUGGGAUCGCUGGUGCGAGUACAUCUUGUACAAGGGUUUGAAGAGGACGGGCUACGCCAGAGUGAGCCGCAGCACCAUUACGGACACGGAGAUUCAGGUGGGCAAGUUCGUCGUCGAUCAACCGGAAGGCUCGAAUGAUAUGAUUCCCGAAGAACAGGUUCCGCCGGGCCUGAGGUUCCCGGCGCUGUUUAGAGGACAGGGUGUUAGAGGCCAUGCGUACCAUGUGUUUAAUGAACCUAGGUAUUUCGCUUAAGCGGGAAAAGGGGUAGGGGACAUUAAGGGAGAGGUGACUAGGAGGGGGGGAGAGGAUGAGUGAUGGAGUUGUAGUGUGUAGCGCCAUGCUCUUGGCAGAAUUUCCCUUGUAGUCAUAAUUGUACGUUUACAUUUGUG
This is a messenger RNA of Westerdykella ornata, 2996 nucleotides long. RefSeq names its product calcofluor white hypersensitive protein-like protein. The transcript is spliced from 12 exons. Gene Ontology annotation, cellular component: endoplasmic reticulum. Lineage: Eukaryota; Fungi; Ascomycota; Dothideomycetes; Pleosporales; Sporormiaceae. Gene Ontology annotation, biological process: fungal-type cell wall organization; GPI anchor biosynthetic process. The coding region runs from base 1 to 2859 and encodes 952 amino acids. The record is from RefSeq and is a predicted model, not a curated record.